AUGGCCAACCUCAACGAGAACGGCAUCCCGCCCUUCGAGAGCCUGCCCCUCGGCGCGAACGACCCGCCCUUCUCCGCCUGGGGCCUCUACGGCCAGAGCGACGAGCUCGGCACGCUCAACCGGCUGACAGACGAGCGCGUGGCGGCGGCGGCGCGGGACGAGAUCAGGACGGGCUUCCGCGUGUCGCUCAACUGGCCGCUCGACGCGCAGUCGCAGGGGACCUUUUUCUCGCGCGCCGCCUUCCACCAGGACAUGUUCCAGAAGACGCCGCGGUUCAUCAACGACGACGUGUGGACGUUCAACUCGCAGAGCUCGUCGCAGUGGGACGGCCUGCGGCACUACGGCUACCAGCAGGCGCGGCGGUUCUACAACGGCGUCACGAUGGAGCAGGUGCACGGCGUCGACGAGCACGGCGCCCGCUCGACCGUCAACGGCAUCCAGGCCUGGCAGGAGCGCGGCAUCGUCGGCCGCGGCGUGCUCGUCGACUUCCACGCCUGGCGCCUCGCGCAGGGCCGCGACUACGACGCCUUUGGCCACGACGACGUGUCGGUCGACGACCUGCGCGCGUGCCUCGCCGCCCAGGGCACCGAGGUCCGCUUCGGCGACAUUCUCCUGACGCGCACCGGCUUCAUGGCGGCGCACGCCGCCAAGUCCAAGGACGAGCUGCAGGCCCUGCAGGCGACGCUGCCGCACACCUUUGGCGGCCUGCGCCAGGGCGAGGACACGCUGCGCUGGGUGUGGGAGAACUUCAGCGCCGUCGCCGGCGACCAGCCCUCGUUCGAGUGCUGGCCCACCAAGCUCGACUACGCCAUGCACGAGGUCCUGCUCGCCGGCUGGGGGUGUCCCAUCGGGGAGCUGUUCGACCUCGAGGCCCUGGCGGCGCACUGUCGCAAGGAGGGGCGCUGGAGCUUCUUCGUCGCGAGCGAGGUGUGCAAUGUGCCCGGCGGUGUGGCCAGUCCGCCCAACAUCCUCGCCAUUUUCUAA
Molecule: messenger RNA, 984 nt
Organism: Verticillium nonalfalfae
Lineage: Eukaryota; Fungi; Ascomycota; Sordariomycetes; Glomerellales; Plectosphaerellaceae
Exons: 2
Coding region: 1-984 (327 amino acids)
Molecular function (GO): arylformamidase activity
Source: RefSeq, a predicted model, not a curated record